Messenger RNA from Aspergillus calidoustus, 3336 nucleotides. The record is from the annotation of a GenBank genome assembly. NCBI's taxonomy places the organism in Eukaryota, Fungi, Ascomycota, Eurotiomycetes, Eurotiales, Aspergillaceae.
AUGCGCACGGUCUGUAUUACAUACUUAUUGUGCAGGAAACUCGAAUCGCAGAUCUUGAGGUCGCACCAGCGUCUCGCGCAGCCAAUCGGGACGUCAGCACGAGUUCGCCUGGAGAAUGAUUUGAAUAAACUGGAGGCACGUAACGCCGCGCUAGCAAACGAUCUUAAGGACAUACAGCAACGCAUCGAUGAAAGACGUCAAGAGCAAGAAACGAAUCAGGAGGCGAGUGGGACAGGGAGGAUGCUCAAUGAGUCUCGCAGGGAUUAUCUCAUCCGAACCGGAAAGAUUACACCUUUCUCGCGAAUGGGAGCCGGCCCAAAUACAGGCCCGCUGGCUAGUCUUCAGGAUGCACUAAUCGACGCGGAAGAUGAAAGGGACGAAGCGGAGGCCUUGGAGCAAGUAAAAGCCAGAUCCGCCGUCUCUCAUCGUAACCUAAUCCGCCCCGGAUUCGACUUUGAUGAAGCCACUGAAUCCAGUGUUGCGGAAGAGCCUGUUGAACGCCCUGGGAAACGAAGAAAGCUAGAAAAAGUCACACGGCCGGUCAAAACAGAGGGUGUGGAUUUAGACAUGGAGGAUAUUUCUGAUGGUCGGGUAUCCGAAGACCAAGAUGACUCUGCGAGUUACGUUGACCAAGGAGAGCAAGAAUCAUCCUCGGAGGAUGACUAUAAUUUUGUAACCGAAGAAAAUGCACCGGUGACUUCAAAGAAAGCAAAGGAUGCUGAUGGUGUGGAAGAUUUCAGCGGACUCGACGACGGCAACGAAAAGGUCUAUCAAACUCGGCUUCAAAGUUGGGUUCGGCGGAGAAGUGCGGCUCGAAAACGUGCUCGAAAACUACAUGCCAACGAGGACCCUGAGAUAGUUGACGCUGAGGCUUCGGACGAGGAAGAGUGGUUCAUGCCACAUCCGACCGAGGCAGACCUGCCUCUGGACAAUGGAUACCGAGUUCCAGGGGACAUUCAUCCUCUCCUGUUUGACUAUCAAAAGACCGGAGUGCAGUGGAUGUGGGAGUUGCAUCAGCAACAGGUAGGCGGUAUUAUCGGCGAUGAGAUGGGUCUGGGAAAGACAAUCCAAGCCAUUGCUUUUCUAGCGGGGCUUCAUUACAGCAAACAACUAACGAAGCCCAUCGUUGUCGUCUGUCCCGCUACAGUUAUGAAGCAAUGGGUCAAGGAGUUUCACCGCUGGUGGCCUCCAUUCCGCGUAUCUAUCCUACACACGUCUGGCAGUGGUAUGGUCAACAUCAAGAACGAGAGUAGUCGUGAGGAUGCCCUCAUAGCUGGAAGCUAUAGGUCCGGCAGCUCUAGUGCUGGCACGAGGGCGGCGAGAAAGGUCGUUAAAAGGGUUGUCGAAGAAGGGCAUGUGCUGGUCACCACGUACUCGGGCCUUCAGAGUUACGCCUCUCUCUUGAUACCAGUCGAAUGGGGUGGUGCGGUUCUGGACGAGGGUCAUAAGAUCCGCAACCCCAACACCUCAAUCACUAUCCACUGCAAAGAGUUACGGACUCCGCACCGGAUCAUUCUUUCAGGCACGCCAAUGCAGAACAAUCUCACUGAACUCUGGUCGUUAUUCGACUUUGUCUUUCCCAUGCGUCUCGGCACACUGGUCAAUUUCCGCAAUCAGUUUGAUUUCCCAAUCAGGCAAGGCGGUUAUGCAAAUGCGUCGAACCUGCAGGUGCAGACCGCGGCCAAAUGUGCAGAAACUCUCAAGGACGCCAUCAGUCCUUACCUUUUGCAGCGGUUCAAGAUCGACGUGGCAGCAGACCUACCCAAGAAGAGCGAGCAGGUCUUGUUCUGUAAGCUGACGAAGCCGCAGAGGCAGGCAUACAUGGCAUUCUUGGGCUCAGAGGAAAUGCAGUCAAUCCUACGGGGACGACGACAAGUACUGUAUGGAGUCGAUAUCCUACGCAAAAUUUGCAACCACCCAGAUUUGCAGAACCAUAAGUUGUUACAUACCCAGGCAAACUAUGGGAAUGCAACAAAGUCUGGAAAGAUGCAAGUGGUCAAAUCGCUGCUUGAACUGUGGAAGGAUACCGGCCACAAGACUUUGCUAUUCGCACAGCAUCGGAUCAUGCUCGACAUAUUGGAGAAAUUCGUCAGGUCACUGUCUGGGUUCAAUUACCGCCGCAUGGAUGGCACUACACCCAUCCAACACCGACAGACUCUAGUUGACGAAUUUAACAAUGACCCAAAUUUACACGUCUUUCUACUCACGACCAAGGUUGGCGGAUUGGGCGUCAACCUUACUGGUGCGGAUCGCGUAAUCAUUUACGAUCCAGACUGGAAUCCCUCGACCGACGUGCAAGCUCGAGAGCGUGCAUGGAGACUGGGUCAGAAACGAGAUGUCACCAUUUACCGACUGAUGACUGCCGGGACGAUUGAGGAGAAGAUAUACCACCGUCAAAUCUUCAAACAGUUUCUUACAAACAAAAUUUUAAAAGACCCGAAACAGCGGCAGACUUCUCAACUCAGCGACUUGCACGAUCUCUUCACCCUGGGAGAGGAAGGCCAGGGUCCUACAGAGACCAGCAAGAUUUUCAAAGAAGCUGAAGUCACUUAUGAAACAGACGGCAACGAGGCAAAGACAGACGACCACCAGCGCAAUGUACAAGCAGAGAACCAAGAUAUCAGCAAAGUGACAGGCGUAGCUUCCAUUGAGCAGUUUGAAGGCGAAACCGAGCAACAAGCCAAACAAGAGCAAGGCGAGGCCGGUACAAACUCGGAAUCACGGAUCAUGGAAGGCAUAUUCGCCCGCUCAGGCGUCCAUUCGGCUCUAGAGCAUGACCAAAUCGUCGGCGGCAAACGCGUUGUCCGAGCAGACCCCAAGAUAAUCGAAGCAGAAGCCAAGCGUGUAGCCGCCGAGGCCGCCGAAGAACUCCGUCGGGCAGGCGAAGCAGCGAGAUCCGUCCCGAUUGGAACGCCGACAUGGACAGGUCAAUUCGGGGUCGCGGGGAGACCGGAAGAAUCUCCCAUGCGAGGGCCAUUCGCCGGACGCAGCAGCGCUGCCCGACGGGCAUUAGGUGGGCCGUCUUCAGCAAGUAUCUUGGCGAAUCUCUCUUCGCGCACGCCCACCUCUCGGAGUCGAAGCGCUACCAGUAGCCCUGCUCCAGCAAGUAACCCGAGUGGGAAGGACUUCAUCACGAUGAUUCGAGAUUUCAUCACCUCUCAUGGCGGGGCGGUGUAUACGCAGAACUUGAUCGAUCACUUUAACCACUACUGUACGACGCCGCAGAGGUCGGCUGAGUUCAAGGAGAUGCUGAAGCAGAUUGCUGUUCUGGAAAAGGGCGGUCGAAAUGGCCGGGGAAAGUGGUCGCUCAAGCCUGAAUACGUCAGCAGGCGAUGA